AUGUUAAAGUAUCAGGUAAGGCAGUCAAAAUCUUGUCAUCAACGAGAGGCUCAACAAAACUGUACGGCAUUUCCAACAUCGAUCAUCAACAAACCGUCAUGUUCCGGUCAAAAUUCUAUCCAACUACGAAACCGUUCUAAUUCAUUAACAUCACUGAGCUCAGUGGAUAGCAGCGAAUCCAGCGAAUGGGGUACUCUCAAGAUAUAUACUGGUAAAAUUAACGCCGAUACUGACUAUAAAACGUUGAAAAUAUCGACAAGCCAUACAGCUAAGAAUGUUAUCGACACAAUCCUCGGCAAGUUUAGGACAUCGUGUCGAGAUCCUAAUCUAUUUGAAAUCUUCAUGGAAGUUCGAACCAAAAUUAAUGGAGACGAAGUGAAGAGUCUUCUUUUGUUGAGUCCCGAUGCUCGUCCGCUAGAGUUACAACGAUGUCAUCCGGCGCAGAUGUCACGGUUUUUUCUGUCAAUGUCAGAAGGCGGCGUUUUAGUCAGGAUAUACGACUAUUUAAUCAGCCCACAGAGUAAUUAUAAAUCGUUGCUGCUUUCAUUGCGAACUACCUGUUACGAGGCAAUAGCACUGCUGUUGACGAUGAAUCGGAAUAAUGGUAAUCCGAAUGACUUUCGGUUGUGUAUCUCGAGUGCAAAUCGAGAACUGCAGAUGGACGAUACAGUAGCCGACCUGUACAAAGCACUUCAUGGUGACCACAAAAUUUUAAUUCGUCAUGCAUCUUGA
Enterobius vermicularis (human pinworm) is the source of this 732-nucleotide messenger RNA. The record is from the annotation of a GenBank genome assembly. NCBI's taxonomy places the organism in Eukaryota, Metazoa, Nematoda, Chromadorea, Rhabditida, Oxyuridae.